This is a messenger RNA of Pistacia vera, 1507 nucleotides long. Its product is annotated as UDP-glucuronate 4-epimerase 2-like. The record is from RefSeq and is a predicted model, not a curated record. Bases 117 to 1352 code for a protein of 411 amino acids. The transcript has a single exon. NCBI's taxonomy places the organism in Eukaryota, Viridiplantae, Streptophyta, Magnoliopsida, Sapindales, Anacardiaceae.
ACAACCAAAUGUUUCUAAAUUUAUAACAGAUUUUCAUUCACAUUGUAAUCGAAAACCCUAAAAACCAAAUAAUGAUUCACUGAAAUUUUACAUUUUUCUAUCACUUUCUCCAGAAAAUGGACAAACCCCUUUACAUUCACCGCUUUCGUUACCAUUUUUCCAUCACCAAACUCCUCUUUUGGUCUUUGCUCUUUCUUUCCCUCAUUUACUUCUUCUUCUACCACCCUCCCUCUUCUUCCGACUCCUCUCGCCGCCGUCUCUGGGGCGGCGCCGACUGGGAGUACCGCGUGCUCCACUCCGCUCGCCCCCGCUCCCGCGCCGGCGGUCGUGUGGUGCUCGUCACUGGCGCCGCUGGCUUCAUCGGCACCCACGUGUCUGCCGCAUUGCGCAGACGCGGUGACGGCGUCGUUGGACUCGACAAUUUUAAUGAUUACUAUGACACGUCACUGAAACGUGGACGCGCUUCGCUUCUUGAACGCGCAGGUGUGUUUGUUGUUGAAGGUGAUAUUAAUGAUUCUUUGUUGUUGAAAAAGCUUUUUGGGUUAGUUAAAUUUAGCCACGUAAUGCACUUAGCGGCUCAGGCCGGUGUUCGUUAUGCAAUGAAGAAUCCAAGUUCUUAUGUUAACAGUAACAUUGCUGGGUUUGUUAAUGUGCUUGAAGUUUGUAAAUUUGCAAAUCCACAGCCUGCUAUUGUAUGGGCUUCUUCCAGUUCAGUUUAUGGACUAAAUACUAAAAUACCCUUUUCGGAGAAAGACCGGACUGAUCAGCCUUCGAGUUUAUAUGCUGCUAGUAAGAAGGCAGGUGAAGAAAUUGCACAUACUUAUAAUCACAUUUAUGGUUUGUCAAUUACAGGGUUGAGGUUUUUCACUGUGUAUGGUCCGUGGGGUAGGCCGGAUAUGGCUUAUUUCUUUUUCACAAGGAAUAUUUUGAAAAGAAAGAAUGUGGUGAUAUUUGAAGGUCCUGAUCAUAGUACUGUGGCUAGGGAUUUUACCUACAUUGAUGAUAUUGUGAAGGGUUGCUUGGCGGCACUGGAUACUGCAAAGAAAAGCACAGGAAGUGGUGGGAAGAAGAGGGGACCGGCGCAAUUGAGAGUGUUUAAUCUUGGGAAUACGACACCGGAGCCUGUUGGUAAGCUUGUUAGCACGUUGGAGAAGUUGUUGAAGGUGAAGGCAAAGAAGAUUGUGUUACCAAUGCCGGCAAAUGGGGAUGUGUUGUUUACUCAUGCUAAUGUUAGUUUGGCACAGAGGGAGCUUGGGUAUAAGCCCAAAACAGAUUUGCAGGCUGGGUUGAAGAAGUUUGUGAGAUGGUAUCUAGACUACUACUCACCAUCAGGCAAGAAGAGUGCUGUGUAAAUGAGUUCUUUUGUGGAUCUGUGGUAGGAUCUUAUGAAUCUUUAUUUGAUUUGAUUCCUGAUACUUGAACCACGAUAGUGAAGGUUUCAUGGUUGAUGUGCAUUCUUUGCAGGGCUUAUAUGAAUUAGAUAGAGAAACCAGAAGCAUCUCUCUCA